CGAGUGAGAUGCGAGUGAGGAUGAGAUGAGUGGAGGAGCAGCAGAGGAAGUGGGAGGCACAGUCCGUGGUAGCUGCUCGUAACUCACUGCAACUGUGCGCGCUGUACUGGCAACAGGACUCUGACUGAGCCGCAUCUCAACUCUCCUUUCACGCACAAGUCGGGGUGCUUUUUGUGUUGUUUUUUUCCUCGGCCACGUCUGUGCAUGUCAGCGUUUUCCUUUCACCUGCACUGUGGUCCAAGUUUGUCGGUGCGUCCCUGCCUUUCUGCUGCAAACAGGUUUCAAGAGUGGAAACCCCUGCGCUUCUUCCGCCGCUUGUUUGAAUUGAUUUUCAAAAGCUUGGUAAAGAUGAUGAUCAUAAUCGCGGAGUUCUUCGUGGUCAUUUUGAAGGUGCUCUGGGCUUUUGUAACAGCCGGGGCGAAAUGGGUAGUGCGGCCCAAGGAGAAGAGCGUGGCGGGACAGGUGUGCGUGAUCACCGGGGCUGGAAGCGGCCUCGGGCGGCUCUUCGCCAAGGAGUUCGCCCGGAGACGAGCGAUACUGGUGUUAUGGGACAUAAACAGCCAAAGCAAUGAAGAAACGGCGGAGAUGGUGCGGCAGAUAUACCAUGAGCUGGACACUCCCAUAACCAAAGACGGACCUGUUGGAGGGGUAGAGGAGGUCCCCCCUUUCCAGCCACAGGUCUACACCUAUGUGUGUGACGUGGGAAAGCGGGAGAGUGUGUAUUCCACAGCUGAGAAGGUGCGUCGAGAGGUGGGAGAGGUAGACAUACUGAUCAACAACGCUGGCGUCGUCUCCGGCCAUCACCUUCUGGAGUGCCCCGAUGAGCUGAUUGAGCGCACCAUGGUGGUCAACUGCCAUGCCCACUUCUGGACCACCAAGGCAUUUCUCCCCAAGAUGCUGGAGCUGAAUCAUGGUCACAUUGUGACGGUUGCCAGCUCCCUGGGUUUAUUCAGCACAGCUGGAGUGGAGGAUUACUGUGCCAGUAAGUUCGGUGCCAUUGGGUUCCACGAGUCACUGAGCCAUGAGCUGAAGGCCUCAGAGAAGGAUGGCAUCAACAUGACUCUGGUGUGCCCUUACCUGGUCGACACGGGAAUGUUCAAAGGCUGCAGGAUAAGGAAGGAGAUCGAGCCCUUCCUGCCUCCGCUGAAGCCAGAGUUCUGUGUGAAACAGGCCAUGAGGGCCAUCCUCACUGACCAGCCCAUGAUCUGUACACCUCGCAUCGUCUAUAUGGUCAACUUCAUGAAAAGCAUCCUGCCCUUCGAGGCCAUCGUGUGCAUGUACCGGUUCCUAGGCGCCGACAAGUGCAUGUACCCCUUCCUAGCUCAGAGAAAGGAGGCCAUGAACAACAACGAGGCGAAGAAUGGGAUCUAGGGGGCGCUGUUUGUAACACGAACAGAGGCACAUAAACCUGCAAGCAUGAGGAAACAACCACUGAGGAUGAAAAACGGGGAAGACAGAAGGAAGGAAAGAAGAAAAGACUGAAUCUAGACUGGUGCACUUGCAUUGAGCAAAUGCAAAGGUUUACCAUAUUGUUCCUCUGGAACAAAGAAAGCUGUGUACUACACAAAGGAUUUAUUUGACUUUGUUUUGUCUUUUUUUUUUUAAGUUUGUUUAAAGAAACCAACAUCUAUAUACUGUGUCACUAGUUUUUGAAAUCAUACAGAAAAGCUAUCCUAUAAUUAACUAUUUACGUAAUGUAGUCACCAGCCUUAUCUAGUGUCAUUGUGGAAAUAUACAGUAUGUUACUGUACAAACAGUAAAAGAUUUUGUUUUUCACUUUUAUUUUAUUUUUGUAGACAUGCACUGUAAUUUCAGAUUUUUUCUCUACACUGCCAGCAUUCUCUGUGUAGGAAGGUUCAACGCAGCAUUUCAGACGACCCAACGUCUCCCCACGCUGAGGCUCUUUUUUUUAGGCAGUCAGGAAAAUUGGUUUGCAGCUCUAAUUAUAACUUGUGCCAUUAAAAAACAACAACAAGAUAAAGUCACGAUACAGUUUACCAUAUUCAGUUGUUGCUAAAUACUUAAGUUCCAGACAUGUAGCAUAUGUGUUGAUAAUGAAGUCUAAGCGUUCCAAAUUCAAAGGCCAGAUUGUGGCUGACAAAUCUUCACAGGAGUUUCCAGUGUGACGGGACUCAACAUUGUCCCUUUGAUGGUCCUGUUAUUUCAGGUCUGUGUUGACGAACCUCUCAAAUGAAAAGUGGGUGAAGGCGUCGAUGGGUUUAACUAGCAUUAGGGGUGGAAAUCGCGAUAUUAUAUCAGUUCUUCUGACGAUACGAUGUUUGCUGAUAUCAUACAGUCUGCCACAAUCUGAUUUGGAGUCAAUUCAGGGGCCUGCGAUUGACACGAAACGAUACCAGUAAAUAUCCUCAUUGUCUUUUUCUUGGCUGCUUGCUAUGGUCGGCCUGGCGCUAGGCUGCUAGCACUGUUUGAAUGUUUGGGAAGGAGGUGUGCUUGGAUGGAAAUGGUAACACAGACGUGCCGUGACGAUUUCAAAAUAAAGGCAUAUCUUAAAGAUGACGAUAUGUAUCGAUGGUUUCCCUUUGCGUCGAUGAUAUUAGAUCGUCGAUCACUGAGUCGAUAUAUCGAUCACCACACCCCUGACUAGCAUGUGUGACACAUUCAGAAUGUACUGCUUUGGGAGAAACGGAGAGAAAAUAAAUUUGUAUUUCUCUCAUUUGUCUUUAUUUUCAAGAUCUGUGGUGUUUAUAUUGUAAAUUUAUCUGUUACCAAUAUUAUUUGUUAAAAAGAUAACCCGACAUAGGCUGUAACUCCAGGCUGUCCCAACACUGACGUGUGGUCGAGGGAAAUGUAUUAAAGACACUAGCUUUCCAUUAUUCUUUCCAAAGUAACACUUUAACUCUCCUGUCCAUUGUCCACCGUGUCCAGUUAAAGUGAAAUGUAAAUGUUUAAAUGUUGUGAAUACCCCAGUAUCCCAAAAUGACUGUCUCCACCAUAUUUGAUGUAUGAAUAUUUUAUAUACUUUUUGGGACGACAAGAGUUUUUGAAUUUCAACUACAUUCCAAUAGGCAUCAUCCCUCCAGUCACAGCGAUGAGCCUAAAUUCUCUACCUCUUAAUUUUUGCCAUUUUUUUUUGACAGUAUGACAUAAGCCUCUUUUUUUUUUUUGUAAUUUUUCUGAAGACCGCUCCAUAGCAGAGCAAAUGUGGUUCCAAUGUUUAGUGUCUCUACCUAACUUAAAUUAAUAAAAGUGAUUUAGAUUAUUAAA
Epinephelus moara (kelp grouper) is the source of this 3225-nucleotide messenger RNA. It is a transcript of the gene rdh10a, whose product is annotated as retinol dehydrogenase 10a. Gene Ontology annotation, cellular component: lipid droplet. The record is from RefSeq and is a predicted model, not a curated record. Gene Ontology annotation, molecular function: oxidoreductase activity, acting on the CH-OH group of donors, NAD or NADP as acceptor. The transcript has 6 exons. NCBI's taxonomy places the organism in Eukaryota, Metazoa, Chordata, Actinopteri, Perciformes, Serranidae. Bases 205 to 1371 code for a protein of 388 amino acids.